This is a messenger RNA of Cloeon dipterum, 1977 nucleotides long. RefSeq names its product tRNA (cytosine(72)-C(5))-methyltransferase NSUN6-like. The coding region runs from base 115 to 1437 and encodes 440 amino acids. The transcript has 10 exons. Gene Ontology annotation, molecular function: RNA binding; RNA methyltransferase activity. Gene Ontology annotation, biological process: RNA methylation. The record is from RefSeq and is a predicted model, not a curated record. Lineage: Eukaryota; Metazoa; Arthropoda; Insecta; Ephemeroptera; Baetidae.
GAAAGUAGCCUAGCACACGAGCACGACCCCAAACACUGAAACAUCCUGAACAGCUGGCAGUAAAUUAUUGUAAACACAUCUUUAAAUUUGUUAAAUUUUAACAAAAUUGGAAAAAUGGAAGCUCUUGUUUUUACUGACAACUCUACUGUUGAGUUUAUAAAGCAAGAGAACGAGGAAAUGGGGCUGAGUUUCGAAGACUUUGUUUCCUGGAUUAAAGAACCUCCAAACUACACCACAUUUAGAGUGAAUACAUUGCAUUACACUGUCAAAGAUGCCCUGCAAUUAAUUUCUGAAAACGUUGCUAAGACAGCUUUACAAAUCAAUGCAACGAGAUGUGCAGAAGUGUAUAUUAACAAAGACUUUCCAGAUGUUAUCAAUGUAGGAAGUUGGGAUUUUUCAAUUAAUGAAGCACCCUCAGAUGAGGUUGUCGUCGAUGCGUUUUGCGGGGCUGCAAUACUUCGAGGCUCACAUCUUUUUGCGCCCGGAGUCCUCGCUCUUCCUAAAGGCUCAGCAGUUGGUCAGCAAGUUUCAGUUUAUGCUGACUUGGAUGGCAUGUGCUUGCAAGGUACUGCCACCAAAUACAAAGGAAACAAGAUGCUUGUUGGAACAGGAAUUUUAGAACUUGAUAGAGAAAAACUCUUCAACAACAUUGCUGAAAAGCCAAAGGGAAUAGCUGUAAGAAUGACUUGGACAAGAAAAGGGAUAUUGUCUUUUGACUAUCCGAUUGGAAUGGGGCAACUCCAAAAUGUGCCCUCGUCAGCUGCCUCUUGGGAAUUAAAUCCGCUACCAGGUGACCUUGUUUUGGACAUGUGUGCUUCUCCAGGGAACAAAACCUCUCAUCUUGCCGCAUUGAUGAAUAACGAGGGGGUUUUAGUUGCCAUUGAUCGGACUGAGAAAAAGUGUAAUAUAAUCAGAGAGACCUGCGAUUCUUUUAAAGCAAAGUGCUUGGCAUUUUGCUAUGAUUCUUCCAAAUCUGUUUUGGAGGACGAUGAGCCAAAAAAGAAAAUAGAGGACGGACCACCUUUCAACCAGAAUUCUUUUGACAAGAUACUCUUAGACGCUCCUUGCAGUGCACUUGGUCAGAGACCGCAGCUCUUGAAUAAAAUCAGCGUGAAGCAGAUCAAAUCAAAUCCAACUUUGCAAAAGCGCCUUUUCAAAGCUGCUGUCAAAUUACUGAAACCUAAAGGAACUUUGGUCUACUGUACUUGCUCCACAACACUUGAGGAAAAUGAAGGAGUAGUGCAAUGGGCACUGCAAGAGUUUCAAGGAGUGCUUGCGCUGAUAGAAGCAAGGAAAAGAAUCACACCAGUGAUUCUACUGAAAAACGUGCCUGAAGACAUUUGUGCAAAAGUGCAGCGUUUUGGACCUCAAGUUGGCAGCGUGAGUGAGUACUGUGACUCCAUUGGGUUUUUCAUAUCUCGUUUUGUUAAAAUUUGAAUUGAUUGUACACCUAUACAAGUUACGAAAGGCUUUUUGCAAGGCCAUCGUGCAGUGGGGAAGUGAAAACAGGAAAUGGUUGCAGCCAUGUUCGAAUUCGCAUUUACAGUGGACAGACAUUAUUUCUGUCGGAAUCAAAUAUCAGUGCAGUCAAGCUCGCAAAAUGCUCCUCAGAGGAUUUUUCAUUUUUACCCUGUUCAUUAUAAUAUCGUUGACUAAUUGGGAUACGGUGGACUCGUUUGGAUGCGAUGAUUGCCCACCCCCACCACCUGAUGAUUGCUUUGCAUGCCCGCCGCGUCCAAAUGGUUGCGAAUUGUGCCCUGUUGUCAACUCCACUGAAACAGCAGAAACUUCAAAACCUACAAAAUCGAAAUCUGUAAACAACAAAUAAGUAUAUCUGGCGAAAAUCCUGUCGAAAAAUCGCGUUAAAUGUCAUUGGCCGCGAUGUUUUCAAUUUUUCAUUAUGUCAUUAUAGAAAAUGUUUUUACGAUAUGAUGGUUAUUGACAGCUAAAAAAUAAAUAUUAUUGGUCAUAAUUGGA